AUGGUUUCGUGGCGUGACGGGGUGUUGGCUGUGUUGAUGGUCGUGGCUCUUCUAUCGGCCACUGCCCAUUCUUCCCCUUCACAGGAGGCCAUCGAUCGAUUACGGUUUCGAUUCAACCAUAUGCCAGCGUCCUUCUACGAGGCCCCCCGACCCGAGCCCCGAAAAAUCGAGAACAUGGCCGAAUUGCAAACCCUGCUCCGCCGCUACCAGGACUGGAAGGCCAAACGCUUCAUC
Molecule: messenger RNA, 234 nt
Organism: Mesorhabditis spiculigera
Lineage: Eukaryota; Metazoa; Nematoda; Chromadorea; Rhabditida; Rhabditidae
Source: the annotation of a GenBank genome assembly